GUCAGCCUUCUCAAAUAUUUAUGGAUUAAAUUAUUUCGCAGCUCCGGGAGUUCCAUACUCCGUGAUAUUUACGGAGUGUAGUAUGUCUUAAACGGAGGAGCAUUUGCCAUAUUCAGCGUUGGGCUUUCGCCUCUGAUCGGGGGGUUACGUACUACUUUGUCUAUUUAGCUCUAUAGCUGCCCGGCCUCCUGGAAUGCUCGACUAAAUAAUACGCCAAAAGAUUGAAUUUUGGAGUUUUAUUUUUCUCCAGACUGUUGAAAUCUCAAGGGGUUUUGUGAUUUAAUAAUCGCCGGUAUCGGAAAUGGCUACGAAUGCUGGAAGAAGACUGAUUGCUGGUUCUCACAAUAGGAAUGAGUUCGUUCUCAUCAAUGCUGAUGACAUUGGAAGAAUAAAGUCUCUGAAAGAAAUAAGUGGCCAAAUAUGUAAAAUUUGUGGGGAUGAAGUGGAGAUUAUUGAUAAAGAGGGAGAACUCUUUGUUGCGUGCAACGAGUGUGCUUUCCCUGUUUGUAGACCCUGCUAUUCGUAUGAGAGAAGAGAGGGGAGCCAAGCCUGCCCUCAGUGCAAAACUAGAUACAGACGUAUCAAAGGUUGUCCUCGGGUUGAAGGAGACGAGGAAGAGGAUGAUGUUGAUGACUUGGAACGCGAGUUUGCUUAUACUGAUGAUACUGAAGCUUUGGGAAGAAAAGGGGAAGAAGAAAAAGCUUUGGGACGAAAUGUAGUUAAUGGAACAAUUCCUGCUUCUGUUGGCUAUCGUGGACGCUUAUCUGGGAAUGAUGAAGCAUCUACACCUGAACCCAGUAUAGGAUUAUUGACAUAUAGAGAAAUGGAGGCUCCAAUCUCUGAUGGUCAGCAUGCUCUCGUAGUAUCUUCAGCUGCAUCUUUGCAAUGUAGACCAAUGGUUCCACAGAAGGACAUUGCAUUGUAUGGCUAUGGGAGUGUGGCAUGGAAGGAACGCAUGGAGGCGUGGAAGAUGAACCAAGGAAGCAAACUUCAAGUAGUCAAGCAUCAAGGGUACAGUAAUGAACUUGAUGAUCCUGGUUUGCCCAUGAUGGAUGAAGGGAGACAGCCACUGUCAAGGAAAAUGCCCAUUGCUUCUAGCAAAAUAAAUCCAUACAGGAUACUCAUCAUUCUGCGCCUUGUCAUUCUUGGCUUCUUUUUCCAAUAUAGGAUUCUCCAUCCAGUUGAUGAUGCCUAUGGGUUGUGGUUGACUUCAGUUAUUUGUGAGAUAUGGUUUGCAGUAUCAUGGAUUCUUGAUCAGUUCCCAAAAUGGUGCCCACUGGUCAGAGAAACCUAUCUGGAUCGCCUAUCGCUUAGGUAUGAGAAAGAAGGAAAGCCAUCUGAAUUGGCUCCAAUUGAUGUUUUUGUGAGUACAGUCGAUCCCAUGAAAGAGCCUCCGUUGAUAACUGCAAACACCGUUUUAUCUAUUCUAGCAGUUGAUUAUCCAGUUGAAAAGGUUUCAUGCUAUGUCUCGGAUGAUGGUGCUGCCAUGCUUACAUUUGAAGCUCUUUCUGAGACAUCUGAAUUUGCUAGGAGAUGGGUCCCCUUCUGCAAAAAAUUCAGCAUUGAACCUCGGGCUCCAGAAUGGUAUUUUUCUCAGAAAAUUGAUUAUCUAAAGAACAAAGUUAAUCCAGAUUUUGUAAGAGAGCGGCGUGCAAUGAAGAGAGAGUACGAAGAGUUCAAAGUUAGGAUAAAUGGUUUGGUUGCAAUGGCCCAAAAGGUCCCAGAUGAAGGUUGGACGAUGCAAGACGGUACCCCUUGGCCUGGAAACAAUGUCAGGGACCAUCCUGGUAUGAUCCAGGUAUUCCUUGGUCAAGAAGGCAUUAAGGAUAUAGAAGGAAAAGAGUUGCCUCAAUUGGUUUAUGUUUCUCGUGAGAAGAGACCCGGCUUUGAUCAUCACAAAAAAGCAGGAGCCAUGAACUCUUUGGUGAGGGUUUCGGCUGUAAUCUCGAAUGCCCCUUUCCUUCUGAACGUCGACUGUGACCACUAUAUCAACAACAGCAAGGCGUUGAGAGAAGCCAUGUGUUUCCUUAUGGACCCCAUUUCAGGAAAAAAGAUUUGUUAUGUUCAGUUUCCUCAAAGGUUUGACGGGAUUGAUCGGCAUGAUCGAUACUCGAACAGGAAUGUCGUGUUUUUUGAUAUAAACAUGAAAGGUUUAGAUGGGUUGCAAGGACCGAUAUAUGUGGGGACGGGGUGUGUGUUCAGAAGGGAAGCACUAUAUGGAAAUGAUGCUCCCGCGAAGAAGAAGAAAGCUAACAGGACAUGCAAUUGCUGGUCAAAACUGUGCUGCUUCUGCUGUGGGUCUAGGAAGGCCAAUAAAGGGAAAACAAAGACAGAGAGGAAGAAGAAAAAGAAACACAGAGGGGAGACUUCAAAGCAGAUUCACGCGCUUGAAACAAUUGAGGAAGGAAUUGAAGAAGGUGACGAUCAAUCAUCUCAUGCUGCUGCUGCUUCACAAACAGCAUUGGAGAAGAAGUUUGGGCAAUCUCCAGUGUUUAUAGCGUCAACACUUGUGGCAGAAAAUGGAGGCGUUGGGAAGGAUGCUAGCAGCAGCAGUAGUAGUAGCACAGCUCUAUUACAAGAGGCCAUUCAUGUGAUCAGCUGCGGUUAUGAAGAUAAAACUGAAUGGGGAAAGGAGGUUGGGUGGAUAUACGGAUCGGUUACGGAGGAUAUAUUGACAGGGUUCAAGAUGCAUUGCCGUGGGUGGCGGUCGGUGUACUGCAUCCCAAAGCGCCCUGCAUUUAAGGGGUCAGCCCCUAUCAACCUCUCAGACCGUCUCCACCAGGUUCUGAGAUGGGCCCUUGGGUCUGUUGAGAUCUUCAUGAGCAAGCACUGCCCGAUAUGGUAUGGGUACGGAGGCGGCUUGAAUUGGUUGGAACGCUUCUCCUACAUCAACUCCGUUGUCUAUCCCUUUACUUCCCUUCCCUUGAUUGUCUACUGUUCCUUGCCCGCCAUCUGCUUACUCACUGGAAAAUUCAUUGUUCCUGAGAUAAGUAAUUACGGGAGCAUUCUGUUCAUGGCUAUGUUCAUGGCGAUAGCUGCAACAGGAAUCGUUGAGAUGCAAUGGGGUGGGGUUGGGAUAGACGACUGGUGGAGAAACGAGCAGUUCUGGGUGAUAGGAGGUGCUUCCUCCCACCUCUUUGCACUCUUCCAGGGUUUGCUCAAGGUCUUAGCUGGCGUCGACACCAACUUCACAGUCACCUCAAAAGGAGGAGGAGGGGACGACGGCAUGGAUUUCUCUGAGCUGUACGUCUUCAAGUGGACGUCGUUACUGAUACCCCCGACAACCCUGCUGGUAAUAAACACGGUGGGGAUUGUGGUAGGGGUGUCGGAUGCCAUCAACAACGGGUACGAUUCGUGGGGGCCCCUCUUUGGAAGGCUCUUCUUUGCCCUAUGGGUCAUCAUGCAUCUGUACCCAUUCCUCAAAGGGUUGCUGGGGAAGCAAGACAGGAUACCCACCAUAGUCAUUGUUUGGUCAAUCCUGCUGGCUUCAGUGUUGACCCUGCUGUGGGUAAGAAUCAACCCCUUCGUCUCAAGAGAUGGGCCUGUGCUGGAGGUGUGUGGAUUGAGUUGUGAUGACUGACUCACUCACUCAGUACAAACAACAAUAUUCUUUUGCCACAACGAGAAAGGAGAGAAAUAUUAUAAAAAAAGAAACCCGAGGUUCUUUGGUUGAACACAAAAAAACUCUCCGAGGCCACAACCACAAGUCUGAGCUUUUAGUUGGAUUCGUUCCUUGACAUACACUACUCAAUAUAUGAUGGAGGGCUGUGUAGAUAUGAACUGGCAACGGGCAGAGCUUCUUGACAACGUACACAUUGAGAUUCCU
Molecule: messenger RNA, 3826 nt
Organism: Cuscuta campestris
Lineage: Eukaryota; Viridiplantae; Streptophyta; Magnoliopsida; Solanales; Convolvulaceae
Source: the annotation of a GenBank genome assembly